UCCUACACCAGCCAAGUCAUCUCACACAAGUGCCUCCUUCCCCCCUCCUCCACUCCACCCCUUCUCUCUCCCCCCUCCAUUAUACCAGAGCACUGAGGCUGUGAUGCAGGCAGCAGGAUUUGGCAUCCCCCUCUGACCAGUGAUGGACCCCAUAACCCUGCAGUCUGCUCCUUGCACCUAUGACAUGUACCCCAGGUAGUCUCCAUCCUUCCUGAAGAGCCUGAGGACCUCCUUGUGGAUUGGGUGUCUUUGUGAAGCCCCCCUGAGCCAAGCUCCACCAUGUCCUUAGCAUUCUGUGGCAAUGACAAUACUUCUCUUGCAUACAAUGUGGAUAAAGGGGUCCUCAACAAUGGGUGCUUCGUGGAUGCUCUCAAUGUGGUACCCCAUGUGUUCCUGCUAUUUAUAACCUUCCCCAUAUUAUUUAUAGGAUGGGGGAGUCAGAGUUCCAAGGUGCACAUCCAUCACAGUACGUGGCUCCAUUUCCCUGGACACAACCUGCGCUGGAUCUUGACUUUCAUCCUCCUGUUUGUGCUGGUGUGUGAAAUCGCAGAGGGCAUAGUGUCAGACGGGUUUUCCAAGACCCAUCACUUGCACCUCUACAUGCCGGCUGUCAUGGCGUUCCUCGCCGCCGUAACGUCUAUCGUCUACUACCAUAACAUCGAAACGUCAAAUUUUCCAAAGUUAUUAAUAGCCUUGUUGGUGUAUUGGAUGCUAACGUUUAUAACCAAAACCAUCAAAUUCUUCAAGUUUUGUGAUAACGGCGUUGGAUUUAACCAGCUGCGGUUCUGUCUCACCGGACUGUUGGCCAUUCUUUACGGAAUGUUGUUAGCCGUUGAAAUUAAUGUCAUCAGGUUAAGAAGAUAUGUCUUCUAUAAAUACCCCAAGGAGGUGAAACCCCCCGAGGAUCUGCAGGACCUGGGAGUUCGCUUCCUUCAACCCUUCGUCAAUCUCCUUUCGAAAGGAACCUAUUGGUGGAUGAAUACGUUCAUAAAGACGGCUCACAAGAAGCCGAUCGACUUAAAAGCGAUAGGAAAGCUCCCCAUCGCAAUGCGAGCCAUCACCAAUUAUAUCCUGCUUAACGAGGCGUUCGAGGCUCAAAAGAGCAAGUCGUCUCCAUGCCCCGGGGGGUCCAAGUCAAUCUGGUAUGCCCUGUGCCAAGCUUUUGGGAGACCCCUUAUCCUUAGUAGCAUAUUCCGGAUUCUCGCCGACAUCCUGGGGUUCGCUGGCCCCCUUUGUAUCUCUGGAAUCGUCCACCACAUCAGCCUGGAGAAUAAGACUUUCCACCCACGGGUCAUAUUUUUUGGCGUUUCCUUCAUUUCAUCCCAGGAGUUCCUGGCCAACGCGUACGUCCUGGCGGUCCUGCUGUUUUUCGCCCUCCUGUUACAGCGGACGUUUCUGCAGGCCUCGUAUUACGUCGCCAUCGAAACGGGGAUUAAUCUGCGUGGAGCGAUACAGACCAAAAUAUACAGCAAGAUUAUGCAUCUCUCGACUUCCAACAUGUCUAUGGGGGAGAUGACUUCUGGGCAGAUUUGUAACCUCGUCGCAAUCGAUACCAACCAAAUGAUGUGGUUUUUCUUCCUGUGUCCGAAUCUGUGGGCCAUGCCGGUGCAGAUCAUUAUAGGAGUAAUCCUCCUUUAUUAUAUUCUGGGAAUCAGUGCCUUUAUCGGUGCGGCGGUCAUCAUUGUGCUCGCGCCCGUUCAGUAUUUUGUAGCCACAAAACUUUCGCAAGCCCAGAGAAGCACGCUGGAAUAUUCCAACGAGCGACUUAAGAAAACGAAUGAGAUGCUUCGUGGGAUUAAGCUCCUGAAAUUGUAUUCUUGGGAGCACAUAUUCCACGGCAGCGUGGAGGAAACCCGGCAGAAGGAAAUGACCAGCCUGAAAGCGUUUGCGCUCUACACCUCCAUAUCCAUUUUCAUGAAUGCCGCCAUCCCGAUGGCCGCGGUGCUUAUCACGUUUGUGGUCCACGUGCACCUCCUCAGCCACGAUGACUUCUCGCCGGCCGUGGCUUUCGCAUCGCUGUCUCUGUUUCACAUCCUGGUGACGCCGUUGUUUCUCUUGUCCAGCGUGGUGAGGUCCACGGUCAAGGCUUUGGUGAGCGUCCAGAAACUCAGCGAGUUCUUCUCAAGUGAAGAAAUUGGAGAAGAAACCGACAAGUGCCAGCCGUCCAUUAAAGCGGGGAUUCCGAACAAAUACCAGGCCGUGCCCCUCAAAGUUGUUAAUCGCAAGCGACCGGUCCGGGAAGAUUGGAACCGAUUCGGCUGCCACCAGCAAGGAGCAAAUAACGGCUCGGAAGGAAAUGAGUUUUGUAUCAAGAUCACCAACGGGUUCUUUACCUGGACCCCCGAUGGAUCACCCACCUUGUCAAACAUCGACAUCAGAAUCCCACAAGGUCAACUGACGAUGAUCGUGGGGCAAGUUGGCUGCGGAAAAUCCUCCCUGUUACUGGCAACUCUCGGUGAGAUGCAGAAGAUUUCUGGUGACGUGUACUGGAACAGCAGCGUGCCUGAUAGCGAGACAGGAGAAGAUGUCAGCCCGGAAAAGGAAACUGCUGUUGACGCAGAAAUUAGGAGAAGGGGAGCCGUCGCUUACGCCUCCCAGAAGCCCUGGCUCCUAAACGCCACCGUGGAGGAGAACAUUACGUUUGAAAGCUCUUUCAACAAACAGAAAUACAAAGCCAUCAUAGACGCCUGUUCCCUUCAACCCGAUAUCGACAUUCUCCCCCAUGGUGACCAAACCCAGAUUGGAGAAAGGGGAAUUAACCUAUCAGGAGGACAGCGGCAGCGGAUCAGCGUCGCCAGAGCCCUUUACCAACAAACCAGCGUCGUAUUUCUGGAUGACCCUUUUUCCGCUCUGGACAUUCAUCUGAGUGACCACCUAAUGCAGGAGGGGAUUCUUAAAAUGCUAAGAGAUAAUAAGAGGACCACGGUGUUGGUAACCCACAAACUGCAGUACCUUCCACACGCCGACUGGAUUAUAGCCAUGAAAGAUGGAACCAUUCAACGGGAAGGAACCCUCAAAGACAUCCAGAUAUCAGACCCUGAGCUUUAUGAACAUUGGAAGACCCUCAUGAAUCGCCAGGAUCAAGAGUUAGAGAAGGAGAUUAUUAUAGACAGCAAGACAACAGGGGAGAGGAAAAAUAUAAAGAGGUCCAUGUAUUCUAGAGAUGCGUUUUUAGGAGAUGACGAGGAAGACGAAGUAGAAGAGCUAUCUGAAAGUGAUGAUGAUGACGACAAUCUCUCGUCCCUGUCACAUCAACGGGCUAAACUGCCGUGGAAGGCGUGUGGAAAGUACCUGAGCUCCGCCGGCUUCCUGUUGCUGCCUCUUCUCGUCUUCUCUCAGUUUCUGAAGCAUUCUGUCAUGGUGGCCAUCGACUUCUGGCUGGCCAAGUGGACAUCGGACGCCAUUGGGAACGCAUCGGCCACGAACUGCGUCAGAGGACAGGACUGCCGGUUUGACCAUUCCUCAUACUCUAUGGUUUUCAGCAUCCUGUCCUGUUUUGGGAUUAUUAUGUGCCUGGCCUCGUCCAUCGCCGUGGAAUGGACCGGAUUGAGAGUCGCUAAAAAGUUACACACGAGCCUCCUGAACGCCAUCAUUCUCGCACCCAUGAGGUUCUUUGAAACGACGCCCCUCGGUAGCAUUCUGAACAGAUUCUCCGCGGACUUUAAUACGAUCGAUCAGCAUAUGCCGGCCACACUGGAGUGUCUAAGCAGGUCAACCCUGCUGUGCGUCUCUGCCUUGGCCGUGAUCUCGUUCGUGACCCCGAUAUUCAUGAUCUCCCUGGUGCCCCUCGCCAUCAUAUGUUACUUUAUUCAGAAGUACUUCCGAGUGGCUUCCAGAGACCUGCAGCAGCUGGAGGACAGCACACAACUGCCGCUGCUGUCACAUUUUUCGGAAACGGUGGAAGGACUGACGACCAUACGAGCGUUCAGAUAUGAAGGACGAUUCCAGCAAAAACUUCUUGAAUUAACGGAUUCCAACAACAUCGCGUCUCUGUUCCUCACCGCGGCCAAUCGGUGGCUGGAAGUCCGUAUGGAAUAUAUCGGCGCCUGCGUGGUGCUUGUUGCUGCCGUUGCUUCCAUCAUGGAUUCCUUGGCUAACGAGCUGUCUCCGGGGCUGGUGGGAUUGGGACUAAUUUACGCACUUAUGGUGUCUAACUAUCUGAACUGGAUGGUGCGGAAUUUGUCGGAUAUGGAAAUCCAGCUGGGGGCCGUGAAAAGAAUUAACGGCCUCUUGAAAACGGAACCCGAAAAUUACAAGGGGCUUUUAUCUCCAUCACAAAUUCCCCAGAACUGGCCAGAGAGCGGCGAGAUCCAGAUCCAGAACCUGAGCGUCCGCUACGACAGCACCCUGAAACCGGUGUUAAAGCACGUCAACGCUCAUAUAACCCCGGGGCAGAAGAUCGGUAUUUGCGGGAGGACCGGCAGUGGGAAAUCCUCGUUCUCCUUGGCGUUUUUUAGGAUGGUGGAUACAUUCCAAGGCAGAAUAAUCAUCGAUGGGAUAGACAUCGCCAAAUUACCACUGCAGACGCUAAGAUCCAGACUUUCCAUUAUCCUGCAAGAUCCAAUAUUAUUCAGCGGGACGAUCAGAUUUAAUUUGGACCCGGAGAAUAAGUGCACGGACAGCAUGUUGUGGGAAGCUUUGGAAAUCGCGCAGCUCAAGCCCGUUGUGAAAGCCUUGCCCGGGGGGAUAGACGCCUCAGUGACGGAAGGCGGCGAGAACUUCAGCGUGGGUCAGAGGCAGCUCUUCUGCUUGGCCAGGGCUUUCGUUCGGAAGAGCAGCAUCUUGAUCAUGGAUGAAGCCACCGCCUCCAUAGACAUGGCCACUGAAAAUAUCUUACAGCGAGUGGUAAUGACAGCCUUCGACGAUCGAACGGUGGUCACUAUAGCGCACCGGGUUCACACCAUUCUGAAUGCCGACAUGGUGAUCGUCAUGAAGAGAGGCGCUAUCAUGGAGUACGACAAACCCGAGCUUCUGUUGGAACAGGAGAACAGCAUGUUUGCAUCUUACGUCCAAGCCGAUAAAUAAUCGCCCAUAUAAACCUUUCAAAGUGCAAUUCACCAAUCAAUUAGUUUUUUUUUCUAAUAGUGUAAAUAAUAUGUAAAUAAAAAAGAAUCUCCAUUGUUUCCUAA
Spea bombifrons (plains spadefoot toad) is the source of this 5129-nucleotide messenger RNA. RefSeq names its product ATP binding cassette subfamily C member 8 (gene ABCC8). NCBI's taxonomy places the organism in Eukaryota, Metazoa, Chordata, Amphibia, Anura, Pelobatidae. Gene Ontology annotation, cellular component: membrane. Gene Ontology annotation, biological process: potassium ion transport; transmembrane transport. The coding region runs from base 280 to 5025 and encodes 1581 amino acids. The record is from RefSeq and is a predicted model, not a curated record. Gene Ontology annotation, molecular function: ABC-type transporter activity; ATP hydrolysis activity; sulfonylurea receptor activity. The transcript has 39 exons.